Molecule: messenger RNA, 215 nt
Organism: Nycticebus coucang (slow loris)
Lineage: Eukaryota; Metazoa; Chordata; Mammalia; Primates; Lorisidae
Product: apelin receptor early endogenous ligand
Exons: 2
Coding region: 51-215 (54 amino acids)
Biological process (GO): apelin receptor signaling pathway; heart development
Molecular function (GO): apelin receptor binding
Source: RefSeq, a predicted model, not a curated record
CACCGUUUGGCUAACUUUGAGCUGCUGCUCUACUUUCGUGUGGCAGAAAAAUGAGAUUUCAACAAUUCUUUUUUGUCUUUUUUAUUUUUUUAAUGAGUCUUCUCCUUAUCAACGGACAGAGACCAGCUAAUUUGGCUAUGAGAAGGAAACUACACAGACACAACUGCCUGCAGAGAAGAUGUAUGCCUCUUCAUUCUCGAGUCCCCUUCCCCUGA